Molecule: messenger RNA, 1272 nt
Organism: Desarmillaria tabescens
Lineage: Eukaryota; Fungi; Basidiomycota; Agaricomycetes; Agaricales; Physalacriaceae
Exons: 2
Coding region: 22-1041 (339 amino acids)
Source: RefSeq, a predicted model, not a curated record
UAUUGCUCCCAAGAUGUUUCGAUGUACGUGGUGCGAUACCCUCCUCUAUCCUCCAUCUUCAUCCUUAUCAUGUCCUGUCAUUCCUUUUACCAGUUCGAUGCUUUCCAACUCUCAGAGCUUUUCCUUCUUCUCUUUCUCUUCGUCCUUCUUAUCGUCGAUAUCGCCGUACACGUUGCGACGAGGUGGCGUUUGAAUACCUUUUCUGCAACCCAGGGAGAAUCAAAGAAUGUGCCCAACCUGCCAAUACCUGUUUCCGACGCACGCAUAUCGCAACAGCGACAACCCGAUGUUUCCGUGUCGGAUUCGAAGCACGACGAUAAUACCGUCGUCCGAACUUCUCGGAAUCCCCCACCCGUCCACCAAGAUAAUACGCAUCUACCUUCAUCGCUAGACCUGCAAAAGAAGUUGUCUCAAAGCACUUUUUCCCAUUUCACCGAACGGCUCCUUUUUACGAACAAGCUAUGGGCGCAGAAUACAAUCAUCCUCCAGCUCCGCGAUGCUUUACUCUCUGUCGAGGACGGUAUACGGGACAAUGCCUUCAAUGCCUUCCUCGAUCGCCUGGUGCUUUCCAACACCAUCUGGCGACAGCGGAAGGAGCUCGAUUGCUUGAAGCAAGAGCGCGACAAGAUCAAGGGUUCUCGAGUCAAAUCUGUUGUUUCCCUAGCCAAAUCGCUCGCGUCCCACCAUCGCAAGGAGGCUCUCACCAAGCGACUGGUGGUUGACCUUGUCGAUGAAGUCAAUGCGAGCAAACGGGAGACGGAGAUAUUACGGGAAGAACAUGAGAGGGAGGUGCAGAAGAUCAACGAACUGUGGGUGAAGGAUUAUAGAGGGAUCGUGGAUGAAGUUGAAAAAUCCCGGCUUGCUGAGAGCGCGAGGGUUAUUCAACAGGAGAUUUCUAAUGACCUCGAGCGGGAGUUGCGGGACGAGCUCGAUAAUAGUAGGAAGGAGGUGGAAGCACUGAGAGGCCAGGUUGCCGAGUACGAACGCCUAAUUGAAGGGCUUUGGUCGGAUCUUCAUAGGCAGGAGAAGCCGCCCGCUUGACAAGACCUGGAACAAUAACUUCGUCCUUUGGCGAUGCAGGGUAUGGUAGCGACGGCGGUACUGGUACUAACGAUGUUUGGUUGAAAAUGAAGGGCGUGCGAGAGUCAAGAGCAAGUAGAUAUUUAUAUGGAGUAAUUUAUUCGCAUUGUAUGUACUACUAGGUAGAGCGGUCUAUUAUGUACUUACGUGUAAACAUUAUGAUAAUCAUACAGGGUCCCUUUUUUUAUUUUA